This is a messenger RNA of Dentiscutata erythropus, 1161 nucleotides long. The record is from the annotation of a GenBank genome assembly. Lineage: Eukaryota; Fungi; Glomeromycota; Glomeromycetes; Diversisporales; Gigasporaceae.
AUGUAUGACCUAAAAGAACUCAUCUGUUAUAAUUUGCAGCCAUCAGAACUUCUUGCGAUGGUAUGCACGUGCAAAGGUUUCAAAAAUAUUUUAGACGAAAGUAUCAAUCCAUCAGCAGUGGAAAUUUGGAGAAAUUCCAGAAUUAGGUUUACAGCUUUUAAAGAUAGGGAACCACCGUCUGGAAUUAGUCAACAAGGCUUUGCGAGGCUAUUAACCUUUGAGAAGGGUUGUCAGUCUUGUAAAACUAAAGAGAAACCUUCUGAUUCUAUCGAUAGUAGAGCUCUUGAAUUUAUUGUACCAGUAACACCAAGCAUAGAUAUACCAGAACCUCCACAUUAUUGGAUCGAUCAUGUUCAGAAUACUAUCGCGUUUUUAAUGAAUGCUGAUGAUGAUAAUAAGCGAUGCGCGUUAAACAGCUUAAGAGAAGAUGCCGAAGAGAAAUAUGAAGAAGUCCAAAAUUAUGGACAAUGGAUGUUUAAUUUACGUCUAAUCUACCUUGGACUUUUUUCAAGAUUUCACUAUGAAAUUGGAAUUGAUAAAGCAACUUUUUUGAAAAUGCAAGGGGAUUCUCAAUACGAGAAAUUGAAGAUUGAAAUCAAAAAUAAUCCUUUUUUAGUACAUGAUAAUCAGCAAGAUUAUAAAGAUAAACUUUCCGAAAUCGCCGAAAAAGUUAAUUAUAAUAUUACUCCUACACAGGUUCCUAAUAAAAAUACGAUCGCAAGCCAAAAAAUUAUCAUUAAAUGGCUAAAAGAAUUAACAUAUGCCUCAGAGGAUGGUGAUGGAGUUAUAUGCAUUCGGGAAAGACUAUAUAAGUAUUUGCCCCUAUGUCCAAGUUUCAUAACCCCAAUAAUUCCACCGGAUGGACAUUUCCCAACCCAAUUUUUAUCAGCUCUCAGAAACGAAGCUAAAAACCUUGAAGAAGAUAAGGUCGUCCCACCACCAGAUUUUCUUGAGGUGGGUGGGGCGUUAAGGAGGCUUCGGGAAAAGCCGGUCUUCGAGUGCAAUAUUUGUAAUGAACUUUUCCCUACUGGAUUUAAAACAGUUUCACAGCACAUAAGAAACUUUCACAAACUCGAUAAUAGUCCGUUUCAUUUACUUUUUUUAGCAAAAGUGAAUCAUAACGCAGCACUUGAAUACUUGGUUUCUGCAUUUUUUAGAUGA